Messenger RNA from Solanum verrucosum, 3679 nucleotides. Its product is annotated as putative disease resistance protein RGA3. The coding region runs from base 4 to 3339 and encodes 1111 amino acids. The transcript has 2 exons. Lineage: Eukaryota; Viridiplantae; Streptophyta; Magnoliopsida; Solanales; Solanaceae. Gene Ontology annotation, molecular function: ADP binding. Gene Ontology annotation, biological process: defense response to other organism. The record is from RefSeq and is a predicted model, not a curated record.
GCCAUGGCGGAAGCAGUACUUUCUGCUCUAAUGGAAGUCCUCUUCCAAAAGACAGCUUCCCAAAUUUUCCAAAAAAAUGGACUACUAGGAAGUACAAAAAAAGAGAUGUUGAAUCUACAGAGCACAUUAUCAACAAUUCAAGCUGUUUUACAAGAUGCUGAGGACAGGCAAAUGAAAGAAAAAGCUUUGAAGAACUGGCUGGUGAAGCUCAAAGACAUAGUCUAUGAAGCAGAUGAUUUGUUGGAUGAAUACAUGACUGAACUGCUUCGCCAUAAGGUAGUUCUUGAUGACAGGGAAACCCGUUAUUGUGUUUUCCAUGCUGUUAAUUCUCUUUAUUUGAGUGGUACAUUAAUUUUUUUGGGUUAUAGUAUGAAGUUGAAACUGAAACAAGUUGUGGAAAAGUUAGACCUUGUUGCGAAUGAGAGAGCCAAAUUUCAUUUUAGGGAUGUUGUUUAUGAAAAAAGGUUUUCUUGCGAAAGACCACAAUCGGAUUCUUAUGUAAUUGAAUCGAAGAUUUUAGGGAGAAAUAAGGAUAAAAAGAAUAUAAUCAAGUUACUUAUAGGAUCAGAUGUGUCAGUUGUGAGUAUUAUUGGAAUUGGAGGAAUUGGGAAGACAACAGUUGCGAAAUUGGUUUACAAUGAUGCUGUUGUGGAGAAUAGUUUUGAUACAAGAAUAUGGGUUUGUGUCUCAGAAGGAUUUAAUGUGAAAAGACUUCUUAAAGCAAUAAUAGAAUCUGGCACUGGUAGUAGUUGUAACCUUGUAGAGAUGGAUGUGAUCCAGCGGCGUGUCCAGGAGUUGAUAUUGGGCAAGAAAUUUCUGCUUGUCCUAGAUGAUGUAUGGGAUGAUGAUCAUGAGAAAUACGAGAGAUUAAAAAACUUAGUUCACAAUGGUUUGGAUGGAAGUAAGCUCCUAGUGACUACUCGCAAUGAGAAGGUUGCAUUACUGAUGGGCACAACAAAUCCAUACCGUUUGGAAGGCCUUUCAGAUGGUGACUGCUGGUCCUUGUUUCAGGAGCUUGCAUAUAAGAAUAGGCAAAAAGAACUAUUAGCUCUUGAGGAGGUUGGGAAAGAAAUUGCAAAGAAAUGUAGGGGAGUUCCUUUAGCGGCAAAGGCCCUUGGAAGUUUGAUGUGCUUAAAGAAUCAGAAAUCUGAGUGGUCCUUCAUCCGUGAUUGUGCAAUGUGGGAUCUUAUGGGACAUGAAGAUGGAGCUGGUAUUCUUUCGGCCCUAAAAUUAAGUUAUGAAUACUUGCCAACACAUUUGAAACAAUGUUUUGCAUAUUGUUCUAUAUUUCCCAAGGGAUAUCGGAUAAAUAAAAACACCUUGAUACGCCUAUGGAUGGCGGAAGGAUUUGUUCCGUCCUCUGAAAGCAUACCACCAGAAGAAGUUGGGAAUGGUUAUUUCAAUGAGUUGUUGUGGCGCUCCUUCUUCCAAAAUGUGAGAAGAGAUUUUGAUGGGAAUAUAGUCGAGUGUGACAUGCAUGAUCUUGUUCAUGAUCUUGCCAAAUCUGUAGGCGGUGUUGAUUGUUUAACAACAGAAUUUGGCAAGGAGGUUAUCAUUCCUGUGGCGACACGCCACUUAUCGAUGUUUGGCAAUGAGGUGGUACCUAAAAAUCCCGGCAUGUUGAAGAGUGCUCAAAAUCUGCGAUCAUUUCUUCUAUUGGAUGGGCAGAGAAAUAUCACAAAACUUUCCAAAAGUUUCUUUUUGAGCUUUAGAUCUAUUCGGGCUUUAGAUUGCAGCGGUACUAGCAUAAAGAAGUUGUCUAAUUCAAUUGGUACUUUAUUACAUCUGCGGUACCUCAAUCUUUCACAUACUCUGCUGAGAACAUUGCCUAAGUCUAUCUGUUGCCUCCUUAAUCUUGAAGCUUUAAUACUUAAGCAUUGCAACCAUCUGAUAGAACUUCCGGCAGAAAUUAGAAAGUUGGUGAACCUUAGACAUCUGGAUAUAUACGGAUGCACAUCCUUAACCAUGUUACCUGGUGGCAUUGGACAGAUGAGAUCCCUUCAAACUUUGCCAGUUUACAUUGUUAGCGAUGCUGCUGCUAGUGACAUCUCAGAAUUGCAGAGACUUGAUCUUCAUGGUGAAUUAAUGAUCAAGAACCUUGAGAAUUUGUCCAAUGAAAUAUGUGCCAAAAAUGCAAACUUGAAAGGGAAGAGGCACAUCCGAUUUCUAAAAUUAAUAUGGGCGCAAGUUGAAGAAAUGGAGACAAGAGAAAAUGUUGAGCGAGUUGUUGAAGGGCUUCAACCAAAUUCUGAUUUGAGGAAGUUACACUUAGAGGGUUACAUUGGUGCAAAUUUCCCCAGUUGGUUGAUGACUACAUACUUGGUAAACAUUGUGGAACUCUCACUUCUCAAAUGUCACAGGUGCGUGGAACUGCCUCAACUAGAGAAACUGCCUUUUCUUGAGGUUCUCACUGUUGAUGGAAUGGAUUCUGCAAUGUAUUUCUGCGGUAGUUCUGGUGGAAAGGAUUCGGCUACUCAUUUUGCAUCACUGAAGCAACUCACCCUCAGGAAUAUGCCCUGUCUACUGGGAUGGUCAGUUAAUGAAGAUCAUGGUAUUCUUCCUCGUCUGAAGAAAUUUACGUGUGAGGCAUGUCCCUCUUUGAAUAACUUGCCAUAUCUACCCUCUCUCAACUCAUUAGAAUUGUCUGAUUGUAGCAGUGAAUUACUAGCUGAGACAGCAGCCAAUGUUACCUCCCUUACUCAUCUUAUGAUCAGUGGAUUUUUGGAACUUAUACACUUACCUGAAGGGUUGCUGAAAAACAAUAUAAGUCUGCUGUCUGUAGAAAUUAGAGAUUGUCCAGAGAUUCGAAGUCUUUCGAGUGACCUGAAAGUUCUUCCUUGUAUUGAGUCAUUAAGCAUCAGUAACUGUAAGAAUCUCAGUUCUGUGUUCGAUUCCUGUGGACUUGGGACUUUGAAGUCCUUGUCCAUUCAUGAUUGCCAUAACAUUAGCCUGGAAAAAGGAUUACAAAAUUUACAGUUUCUUCAAUAUGCAUCACUCUCUGACUGUGGAAACUUGACAACCUUGCCGAUGCCUAUGCAACACCUUACGUCUCUCCAAACUCUGCAUAUAUGGAGCUGUUCUGAGAUGUAUAUGCUUCCAGAAUGGCUAGGAGACCUCAGUUCCCUUAGAGAAUUGGAGCUGUGGUACUGCGGAAAAUUAAGUUCUCUACCAGAAUCAGUGAAAAACCUAACCAAGCUUCAGUUUCUGUCUAUAUGGGGCUGUCCAAAUUUGGGGUUAAGAUGCAGAAAGGAUGUUGGAGAAGAUUGGCACAAGAUAAAACACGUUCCAUUCAUCAAGAUUAAUGGUCCAUAUAUCCAAGCUAUGACAGGUUAUCCUUGACUAAGGUGGGGAAGCCAACAAAAGUAGCUGAUGGACUAGCUAAAAAUGGAAACAAAGCUGAAUACCUAAGUUUCUUCCUUUUAAAUGUUAUCUGUUUUUGCCUCCUUCUGUAUCUGUAUGUUAUGAAGGGCCAGUUAGUGUACUAAACCAUUAAGUGGUCGUUUGGUAGCUGGUUUGGAGGUGAGUUAUGUUGAUAUUAAAUCCUCCCCAUGUAAUUUCACGUUUGAUAACUAGUUAAGAUGUAAGUUAUUCAUGUAUAAAUUUGAUAUGAUAUUUGCUUUGCAAUUUAGAAACACAUGUAUAAGUUGUUACGAGAUAAUCUAUAUUUUAUUUUGGUGAA